AUGGCACAGCAACACCGGCUAAGAUCAAGGUAUACCAGGGGAAGACCAGAUGCAGCAAAGGCAGCCGCAAAGCUCUCGCAGUUCCUUCGAAACCCCGGCCCACAGCACCAACGAGCUGUUGAUAGAGUGAUCUGCUAUCUCUACAUCACGCGAUACCUGGCACUGCAGUGGUGGAUGAGGUUCCUCGAACGAAUCGCAUUUAAACCAAGCCAUACGAUCACCCUUCGAUGCGAUAAUCAGCAGACUGUCACGUUAUUGACCUUUGAGCACGCCAAAAUCGACACGAAGCUUCGUCACGUCGAUAAAAUGGGCACUGAGGUCAGCAAAGGUCGAAUCAGCAUCAAAUGGGUUCCCACGGCACGAAUGGCCGCAGAUGGUCUCACAAAGCUUCUACCGCGGCAGAAGCAUGACGAAUUCGUGAAAAUGAUGUGA
Penicillium subrubescens is the source of this 432-nucleotide messenger RNA. RefSeq lists its product as uncharacterized. The transcript has 3 exons. The record is from RefSeq and is a predicted model, not a curated record. NCBI's taxonomy places the organism in Eukaryota, Fungi, Ascomycota, Eurotiomycetes, Eurotiales, Aspergillaceae. Bases 1 to 432 code for a protein of 143 amino acids.